CCCAUUCACCAGCGCCGGGUCCGUCUGCCGCUAUAAAGCGCUAGGGUUUUACUCGUCUCCUCCCCCAAGCCGCCACUCUCCCCAACCCCACAGCGCGCCUCCGGCUCAAACCCUAGCCGACCGGAGCAACGAAGGAAUGGGGAAGGGUACGGGCAGCUUCGGCAAGCGCCGGAACAAGACGCACACGCUCUGCAUCCGGUGCGGCCGCCGGAGCUUCCACCUCCAGAAGAGCACCUGCUCCUCCUGCGGAUACCCCGCCGCCCGCAUCCGCAAAUAUAACUGGAGUGUGAAGGCCAUCCGGCGCAAGACCACUGGAACUGGGAGGAUGAGGUACCUUCGCCACGUGCCUCGCCGUUUCAAGAGCAACUUCAGAGAAGGGACUGAGGCUACCCCCAGGAAGGCUGCUGCUGGUGCAAACUAAGUCUGGAUGUUGCCACCAAGAGCCGCAGACGCUAGAAAUUGGAACUUUUUUGGCUGAAUUGUACAGUCUGAACUAUUUAGACGCCAUACUAUGGAAGUAGUAUUGGUUUGUCUAACUUUAAAUUGAAGUCGGACGAACAUCUGAAUUCGUGGCUCCAUGGUUUCAUGUAUCGUUUUGGUGAGCAGUGCAUGCUUUACAGAAAUUUCAAUGUUUUGUGGCACUAGUGCACAGCUAAUCCUGCAAACAAUUGUGCCUGUGCUCGUAGCGGUCUUUAUCAA
Panicum hallii is the source of this 699-nucleotide messenger RNA. RefSeq names its product 60S ribosomal protein L37-1-like. Gene Ontology annotation, biological process: translation. The transcript has 4 exons. Bases 137 to 421 code for a protein of 94 amino acids. Gene Ontology annotation, molecular function: RNA binding; structural constituent of ribosome. Gene Ontology annotation, cellular component: ribosome; cytosolic large ribosomal subunit. The record is from RefSeq and is a predicted model, not a curated record. Lineage: Eukaryota; Viridiplantae; Streptophyta; Magnoliopsida; Poales; Poaceae.